Darwinula stevensoni is the source of this 1167-nucleotide messenger RNA. Lineage: Eukaryota; Metazoa; Arthropoda; Ostracoda; Podocopida; Darwinulidae. The record is from the annotation of a GenBank genome assembly.
AUGCAAGAGGCUGCUAAAGCGACUAAAGCCAUUGCCAGCUUAGGUGGUGAGCAAACCGCAAAAUCAGUCGUCACCAGACAACAUGCCCCACUCUAUUUACCCAAUGACCCCAUCGCAUCACUUUCUGCCGAUGCCAAAGUGAAACUGCUAGAACGCUUAGAGCAAUACGCCCGCAAGCUAGACCCACGCAUUAGCCAAGUCACCGCCUCAAUCGCGGGCGAGUAUGAAGUGGUGAUGGUGGCACGACAUGAUGGCGUCAUGGCUGCUGAUGUUCGCCCAUUGGUGCGCGUGGGCAUUAACGUGAUUGCUGAAAACAACGGACGCCGUGAACAAGGCUCGGCAGGCGGUGGUGGGCGUUUUGAUUACAGUUAUUUUACAGAUGAAGUGCUGCACGACUAUGCUAAAAAAGCUGUGCAUCAAGCAAUUGUUAACCUCGAUGCGUGCCCCGCCCCCGCUGGUAGCAUGACGGUUGUACUUGGUGCUGGCUGGCCUGGCAUUUUGCUACAUGAAGCCAUUGGCCACGGGCUAGAAGGUGACUUUAACCGCAAAGGCAGCUCAGCCUUUAGCAACAUGAUAGGCCAGCAAGUAGCGGCCAAAGGCAUCACCAUUGUGGAUGAUGGCACGAUUGCCGACCGCCGUGGCUCACUCAGCAUGGAUGACGAAGGCAACCCCACCAAUAAAACCGUGCUGAUUGAAGAUGGCAUUUUACGCGGCUAUAUUCAAGACACCCUCAACGCGCGCCUGAUGAAUAUGCCCAUUACAGGUAACGCACGGCGCGAAAGCUACGCGCAUAUCCCCAUGCCGCGCAUGACCAACACCUAUAUGCUUAACGGCACCACACCACCUGAAGAAAUUAUUAAAUCAGUCAAAAAAGGUUUAUACGCGGCCAACUUUGGUGGCGGGCAAGUAGAUAUUACCAGCGGCAAAUUUGUGUUUAGCGCGGCUGAAGCCUAUAUGAUUGAAGACGGCCAAAUUACUUACCCUGUAAAAGGCGCCACGCUGAUUGGCAACGGCCCAGAAGUGCUGAAACGCGUGAGCAUGAUAGGCAACGAUAUGGCGCUCGAUUCUGGCGUGGGUACUUGCGGCAAAGAAGGCCAAAGCGUGCCAGUGGGCGUGGGGCAACCAACGUUGAAAAUUGAUGGCUUAACAGUGGGUGGAACGGCUUAA